AUGAAGGGCUUAUCGGGCAGCCGUGGCCAGCAUCAUCAGCUCCCCAUGCCUCACUCCCCGUGUGGCCUGGUGGAGUUUGAUCGACCUCAUGAAAUUCAUGGCGUUCACUCGUCUGACAUCCGUCACACAUACCUUCUCAGCCCCACAGACAGCUGUGCCAUGGACUACCAGCACCACCAGCGCUACUCUCCUCGUAGCUCCAUCCACUCCGACUGCAUGAUGCUUUCACCAACAGUGCUGCAACCCAUUGGCACUGCUGACCACAUCUCCAGCAGCACAUUUCCCAGAAUGCACUACGGUUCCCAGUACUAUGACUCAGCCUCCCGAGACGACUGUGCUACCAUCACCACGUCGGCCACUUCUGCUGCUGCUGCCUCAUCAUUUGCCUCUCAUCAUGCUGUAAGCAAGGGCAAUCGCAUCCCCGCCAACCUUCUAGAUCAAUUUGAGAAGCAGCUUCCAGUGCACCGCGACGGUUUCCACACGUUGCAGUACCAGCGCGCUUCCCCUUCUGAGCAGCGCAGCGAGAGUCCUGGACGAAUUCGCCACCUGGUGCACUCUGUCCAGAAACUCUUCACCAAAUCCCACUCCCUGGAGGGCUCAUCCAAGAUGAAUGGUGCUAAAGGGGAGGGUGGGGUCCACCACCACCACAGUGGCCACCACUCAUCCAAACAUGGGAUCAAACGCAGCAAGAGCAAGGAACGCAAGCAUCGCUCAGGCAGCUGGUGGAGCUCUGACGAUAACCUGGACAGCGAUAGCACUUUCCGCACUCCCGUUGGUAUGAGCCGGCAUCACGCAGGCCAUUGUCUCUCGGAAUCUGUACGCCCUCACUUUGGUGAACACUCACUCAAAACCUCCAAAAGCAGCAAUGAUGUAAAGUGCUCAGCCUGUGACAGCCUUGCCAUGCCACCAGAAGGAAAGUUCAUGAAAAGGAGCUCCUGGUCCACACUCACUGUCAGCCAGGCCAAAGAAGCAUACCGAAAGUCCUGCCUCAACCUGGACAAGUCCACAGUCCAUCAGGAUCUAAAGUCCUCUCUUCGCGCCAGUCACUAUCUACAGGUGCCUCAGGAUGAGUGGAGUGGUUACCCGGGAAUUGAAAAGGAUGAGGAGAUCCCAUGUCGGCGGAUGCGCAGCAGCAGUUAUGUGAAAGCCAUGGGGGAUGAUGAGAGUGGUGAAUCAGACACCAGUCCCAAAGCAUCGCCUCAAAAAUCUGUCCGUCCAGAUGCCCUCAUUCUCAAAUCCGCCAUCCACAGACCUCAUAUAGACAGCCAAAGCCAAGGCUACCACUUGCAAACAACGAGAGAUUUGCGUCCCCAUCCCGGUGUGUCUCUGGACCCAGUGACCUCCUACAACCCUCCCCAAUACCGCUCUCGCAACCAGAGCUACAUGCGCGCUGUCAGCACCCUCAGUCAGGCAAGCUGCCUCAGUCAGGUGAGUGAGACUGAGGUCAAUGGCCAGUAUGAGUCAGUUUGCGAGUCCGUUUUUAGUGAAGUAGAGUCCCAGGCCAUGGAGGCCCUGGACCUUCCUGCCACUUUCCGCACUCGAAGCCACAGUUACCUGCGUGCAAUUCAGGCUGGGUAUUCCCAAGAUGACGACUGCUUGCCUUCAAUGACAUCCUCCACUGUCACUUCAACUCUCAGAUCCACAACAGAGGGCUAUGAUGCGAUGGAAGGCACUUCUUUGUUAAAUGAGGAUAUGAUAGAAGACGAUGACGGUGCUAGCUCCUCGGCUUACCAGGAGCUUGAGCGUUUUGAGAGAGAGAAUGCUGGUCGGAGUCAUCACAGCACAAGUUCUACUGUAACAGCCAUCUCUGUGGCACCCACUUCUUCUCCACCCAUGUACCAUGUUCCUGCUCCAACACCCUCCAUCCCUGAACCACAUGUUCCUCAGGCCAUUCAAGCUUUUAAAGAAUCAGCCAAUAUGGUGGCAGCCUUCAACAUGCAAUGGAAGGAAGAGAUUGCGGCCAUGCGGUUUGAGCUGGCCGAACUGCGCCGGGAUGGAGGCAGCGACCGGAAGCUCUACCCAAUCAAGUGA
Ictalurus furcatus (blue catfish) is the source of this 2031-nucleotide messenger RNA. RefSeq names its product disks large-associated protein 2 (gene dlgap2b). The record is from RefSeq and is a predicted model, not a curated record. NCBI's taxonomy places the organism in Eukaryota, Metazoa, Chordata, Actinopteri, Siluriformes, Ictaluridae. Bases 1 to 2031 code for a protein of 676 amino acids. The transcript has 6 exons. Gene Ontology annotation, cellular component: postsynaptic specialization; glutamatergic synapse. Gene Ontology annotation, biological process: signaling. Gene Ontology annotation, molecular function: molecular adaptor activity.